Molecule: messenger RNA, 1626 nt
Organism: Aspergillus caelatus
Lineage: Eukaryota; Fungi; Ascomycota; Eurotiomycetes; Eurotiales; Aspergillaceae
Product: sugar porter family MFS transporter
Exons: 1
Coding region: 1-1626 (541 amino acids)
Biological process (GO): carbohydrate transport; transmembrane transport
Cellular component (GO): membrane
Molecular function (GO): carbohydrate:proton symporter activity
Source: RefSeq, a predicted model, not a curated record
AUGUGGACAACCAACUCCGGUCUCCGGGGCAGGAAGCUCCGCUGGGCCAUCACCUUCACCUCCGUCGUCGGUUUCUCCCUAUUUGGUUAUGAUCAGGGUCUGAUGUCUGGUAUUAUGCAAGGGACAUCUUUCGUCGGCGAGUUCCCUGUCCUCGAUAACAAACUCCCUGGCAACAACCCGGAGCAUGUCUCCGUCCUACAGGGUGCCGUCAACUCCUGCUACGAACUGGGCUGUUUCUUCGGUGCUAUCUUCACUCUCUGCUUUGGUCAGCGCACGGGCCGUACCCCUUUGCUGGUCACUGGGGGUGUUCUUAUGGUGAUCGGUACUGUUCUCUCUACGGCUGCCUUUGGCCAUUCCUGGGGUCUGGGUCAAUUCGUGAUUGGUCGUGUAAUCUCUGGUCUUGGAAACGGUAUGGACACUGCCACUAUCCCCGUCUGGCAGUCUGAGUGUUCUAAGGCCCACAACCGUGGCUUCCUCGUCUGCUUUGAGGGUGCUAUUAUUGCUGUUGGUACCUUAAUUGCUUACUGGAUUGAUUUCGGUCUUUCCUAUACCGAAUCCUCCGUCCAAUGGCGGUUCCCUGUCGCCUUCCAGAUCCUGUUCGCUAUCUUUGUUAUUAUCGGUGCUCUUAUGCUGCCCGAGUCUCCUCGUUGGUUUAUUAUGCGGGGCAAGGACGAUGAGGCUAUCCAAGUCAUGGCCAUGCUCAAUGACAGCUCUGUGGAUGCAGAGGACGUCCUUUCCGAUUUCAACCUGAUGAAGGCUGAUAUGAAGGCUGCUGAGGCCCAGGAGUCCACUAGCAGCUGGAGGACCCUCUUUACCUUCGGCAAGACCCAGGAGUUCCAGCGUAUGAUGAUAGGUUGUUCUGGCCAGUUCUUCCAGCAAUUUACUGGUUGUAAUGCAGCUAUCUACUACUCGACCAUCCUUUUUGAGAACAACCUUCAUAUGGACCACAAGAUGGCUCUGAUUAUCGGUGGUGUUUUCUCCACUGUCUACGCCCUUGCCACUAUUCCUUCCUUCUUCAUGGUUGAGAAGGUCGGUCGCCGUAAUCUAUUCCUGAUCGGUUACCUUGGCCAAGGUCUUUCGUUUAUUAUCACCAUGGGAUGUCUAAUUCACGGGACUACCGAAAAUGCCAAGGGUGCCGCCGUUGGUAUCUUCCUGUUCAUCUGCUUCUUUGCCUUCACUACAUUGCCUCUGCCUUGGAUUUACCCUCCGGAAAUCAAUCCUCUUCGCACGCGUACCAUGGCUGCUUCCGCUUCCACUUGUACCAACUGGAUCAACAACUUCGCUGUGGUUAUGUUUACCCCUGUUUUUGCGAACCAGAGCCCCUGGGGUAUCUACCUAUUCUUCGCCCUGAUUAACUUUACCGCUAUUCCCUUUACCUAUUUCUUCUACGUUGAGACCGCCGGUCGUGAUUUAGAAGAGAUUGACAUUAUCUUCGCCAAAGCUCACAUUGAGAAGAAGUGGCCCUUCCAGGUCGCCCAGCAGCUGCCGAAGCUCAGCAUUGAGCAGAUCGGCCAGAUGCAGAUCGAGCUUGGCUUGACUACCACCGACCACCAUGCCACUGAGUCCGAGAAGGUUGAGAUGGCUCCUAGUGGCGGCGAGAGCGAGGAUAAACAUGCUUCCGAUUAA